Messenger RNA from Myiozetetes cayanensis, 6627 nucleotides. It is a transcript of the gene IRAK2, whose product is annotated as interleukin 1 receptor associated kinase 2. Gene Ontology annotation, cellular component: plasma membrane. The transcript is spliced from 13 exons. Lineage: Eukaryota; Metazoa; Chordata; Aves; Passeriformes; Tyrannidae. The record is from RefSeq and is a predicted model, not a curated record. Gene Ontology annotation, molecular function: protein kinase activity; ATP binding; protein binding. Gene Ontology annotation, biological process: signal transduction; protein phosphorylation. Bases 2394 to 4550 code for a protein of 718 amino acids.
UCACAAGACCCGUCAGCACAGCUUUGGGCGGUGCCUGGGCAAAAGCAGUACAUGGCAAGUUCUGCUCUUAACACCUCUCACAGAUCUCUGAGGGGAAAGGGAGCCCCUAUGGGCCUCGGGAGCAGAUGUGUCAGUGCCCCAAGGAGGCUGAGUAUGGGAGGGCGCUGCACUCUGCUCCUGCCCAUACCCAGGAGGCGGUUCCCUCCUGCUGCCCCUCAGGCCACGCACUUCCACGAGCGAGCGUGGCAGCUCCACUAGGCCCUGGCAGAAAAUUGGCCUGCUUGGCUGCAGCUUUUCCUGUAACAGAGUUGGCAUUAGCUGUUGCCUUUAACAGAUCUGCACGUGGCACACACGUUCUGGGUAUUUCUGAGCUGGCUGGGAUCUGUGAUCUCUUGUGUUGCUUAUUAGAGUGUAUUUUUCUGUUCUGGAGUGCUCCUUUGGGUCAGAAUAAAAGGCUGGAGAAACCCCAUGUGGCUCUAAGACAUGAACAUUGGGAAAUGGAGCCUCCUACGAGUUACUCAGCUGCUUUAGCAAUAAAUAAUGUCAUCACUGACUUUAGCUUCACUAACAUGGGGUGGUUUCACUCAGUCCCACCGGCUCGGUGGCCAUCCCAGGAGCAGUGUCCUGGGAGCAGUGGUGAGAGUGAGGGUCAGGGCCAGCCCCAGGGCUCUGCUGCAGCACCAAGUGGUGAGGCACAGCUGAAGGGGAGAAACCCCAGAGAAAUAACAAAUGGUUCUGAUACUGUGUUCUAGGCCUCCAGGAGAGCCCGCAGCAGUUCAGAGUCCUGCCCACACCACACUGUUGGAAAGGGAAGGCUGAACUGCAUGAAUAUACAGGAUUGUUCUAAUCUGUUUGGAAAGUCAGUUCCAGUUUCCCUGUAAGACCCUGCAUUACAUGUAAUGUUGGGAGCAGAACUGAAGCCAGACAUGGAAUUGGAUGUGUUCUUUCUCCUCGUUUUCCCCUGAGGCAAAUAGUCUAAAAGGUUUCACAAGUUUUUCCAGUACCCAAGGGGAAGAAGUGUCUUUUCUUCCUGCUUUUAUCCAGUUCCUUGCAACACAAUUUCAGUCUCAUCUUACGUCACUUCCAGAGAUGCUCUGAUCAUCUUCCCAUGACAGAAUUUAGAUGUGUGUCAGAGGGACAGUGAGCAGGGAAAAGGGAGGGAAAAACCCCAUAAAUGCAACUAUUACUGUUGAACUGGUACUGCUGCUAAAACAGCUCAUCUCAAGGCAGUCUUUGAGUUGUCAUAUUUUAAAUAAUAAUACACUUCGGAUACUUUUGUUUAGGUUUUUUUCUGUCUUUUGACCUUCUAGCUCUAUCAAUAUCCACUUAUCCUUGCUACUGAGGGGCUAAGAGAUUCAUUGUUACUUCAGUGGUAUUUGAGAGGUUCAUGAUUUCUCAGGCCAGAACUAAAAAGGAUUGUCAAAGUUUGAAGGUUUGAUACCGAAAGCAAGAGUUAGUUGUACUGUUAUGCAUAUGCAGAGUACAAAGAAAUAGUAAAUUAAAAGCUCUCAAAACUUAGAGCACUGAUUUCAAUUCAUUUAAAUUUAGACCUAGGGCUAAACACGAGCAACAGGAACAGAAAGAGGGAUUGUUUCAGUUAGGUGUUACGGGCACUCUGUGGUAGCAGAGGUACAGCAGGAAGGCUCUCCUGGUAGAUUGUUUUGCCAGAAGUAUUUGUAGCAAUUACACUGGCUAAUUAAUUAAUUAGACAUUUUAAUCAAAAGCAGAUUAAAUACAAAAAUUUAGAAAAAUUGCCAACUUUAAGAACAUACUUUAAACCUAAUCCUUGACAAGCAAGACCUGGCCCUCUGACCACUUCUGAUGUUUUUUAUUUCUCACUCCCUGCAUCUGCUAUGGUACCACGUCUUAAUGAGUGAGCUCCUGUGUGCUGCAGUGCUGGAAGACGCUGGGAGCAGGAUCCCUGCGUGGGAUCAGCUCUGGCGCUUCUAGUGCCCUUUCUGGUGGUGGCUGUUUCUCUCUCAGCCCUCGUGAGAUCUUUGUCUCGCUGCCCGCGGGGGAGCGUGGCUGUAGCUCUCGGGAACCCCUCUCUGGCCUCCGUCACGUGAAACUCGUCCUUUGGCAACCAGGCUGGAGCAAUAACCACCCACGGAAAGGAAGAUGUGAUGAGCACCUGGGCCUGACGUCAGGCGGAGCAGGAAGCGGCGCUGCGCUCCGAGCCUGCCGGGCAUCGCUGGUUGUGCCGCUGGCCCUUCCCCCGCAGCCGGGCUGGGACGGGCCGGGAGGGCAGGUCCUCGGAGAAGAGGAAGCUCCGGGAGAAAAUCCGCCUCCGUAGCUCGCAGAGGAGGCCGAGAGCGGCGAGCCCGGGCCCGCACCAUGCGCGGCCGCCGCUGACAGCGCCGAGCGGGCCGCGGAGCCCCCGCGGAGCGGGAGCCAUGGCCCUGCAGCCGCCGCCCCCCGCCCUCAGGCCGGGCUCGGCCCCGGCGCUGUACAUCCACAGCAUGCCCGCCUGGGUGCUGGAGGACUUCUGCCAGAAGAUGGACUGCCUGAGCGACUACGACUGGAUGCGGUUCGCCUCCUAUGUGAUCACUGAUCAAACAGAGCUACGGAAAAUCAAGUGCAUGGAGAAGACAGGGAUCAGCAUCACAAGGGAGCUGAUGUGGUGGUGGGGAGUGAGGCUGGCAACAGUGCAGCAGCUCCUGGACCUGCUGCAAGGGCUGCAGCUCUACCGAGCAGCUCAGGUCAUCCUGGACUGGAUAUCUGCCUCUAACGUUACCAGCCCUGAGAAAAAGGAGCCAGUAGGGCCCCCCAGCCAGGAGAUCACAUCUGUACCUCCCACAGAAGGGAGAAGGAGAGAGAAAGAAAGCGAGAUAAGCGUGUUGCCAUCACCAGACUCAGCAGGCAUUUCAGGUGCUGUUUCCGAAGGAGCCUUGUAUUCCCUCCCUGCUCCACCACCUCCCCCAAGAGACCUUUUGAAUUCCCUGCAAUCCAGUCCUCCUGUCUCAUCAAGUGUAAAGCCUUGCAGCUCUUCUACUCCUCAGCAGGAGACAAUGGCUGAUCUCCCCAGCGGGAGUCUCCUGUGGGCCCAGAAGGAAGUUGCUGAUGCCACGAACGGUUUCAGUGACAAGAACAGAAUCUGUGAAGGUACUUUUGCAGAUGUCUACCAAGGUCAGAGGAACAACGUACUGUAUGCCAUCAAAAGACUGAAAGAGCUGGAAUGCACAAGCCCAGAUUCCACCCAGAGGUUCUUUCACACGGAAGUGCAGAUUUGCUUUCGGUGCUGUCACAUCAACAUUCUGCAGCUGCUGGGCUUCUCGGUGGAAACUGGAUUGCACUGUCUGAUAUACCCAUACCUGUCCAAUGGCUCCCUGCAAAACAAGCUCCAGUGCCACGAUGAUUAUGCUCCACUGACCUGGGAGAUGCGAAUUAGCAUUUCUGUAGGAGUCAUCCGAGCUGUGGAGUAUUUACAUAAUUUUGGAAUUCUUCAUGGGAAUAUCAAAAGCUCAAAUGUCUUGUUGGAUGAAAACUUUACACCAAAGCUUGGACAUUCUGGCCUGCGAUUGCAUUCUGCUGAUAAAAAAUCAGAAUAUGCUGUGAUGAAAACCAAAGUCUUACAAGCUUCUCUUACUUACCUGCCAGAAGAUUUUAUCAGACAUGGGAAGUUAACAGAAAAAGUGGAUAUAUUCAGCUGUGGUGUGGUCUUAGCAGAGGUACUGUCGGGGCUGAAGGCGCUGGAUGAAAGCAGACACACGAUUUAUCUGAAAGAUAUGAUUGCUGAUGAAAUUCAAACAGCGAAAGAAAGCUCACACUCCAAAGUAAAAACUUUGGAAAAACUGGCUGCCAAUGAAAUCUGCUGCAAAUACCUAGACAGGAAAGCAGGACACUUGCCAGAAGAGGUUGCAGUUGCUUUUGCCUCAGCCAUCUGCCUUUGCCUGAGAAAGAAGAGUUCUAACAUAGCAGAGGUGCUUGAAGUUAUGGAAAUGGCUGAAAAUAAAUUAAGAGAGCAUUACAUCUGUGGAAGCAGCACUUCUGGCUUCUCCAUGAACACUCCAGAAGAAACUGAUGAUGAGACUGCCAGUCUGAGCAUGGAUGUGCCUUCUGCAGUGGGGAACAAAGAGGAGAGUGCCCAGGCAGUGAUCCUGUCCAGCACCAGCCCCUGCGCCCCUCCCAUGGGAGCCGCGGCACCCGACACCUACUGCGGACACACGUCACGGGUCCCCUGUGAGUCAGAUGAGUCCAGCAGUUUCAUAUGGAACCCUACAGAAAAAUCCACGAAGGAGCUACCCAGCCACAGCUGUACCACUUCAGAAAAAGUGUCAGGCUCUGGUUACAGGGUCAAGCAGGAGAAAUCUGCCAACGGACUGCAGGAGAGGAACGCGGCGUGUGCCAGAGGCGGCGGCAUCCCAGAGACCGCAGCUGCUGCACAGGGCACCUGUGCCCAGGGCAGCCUGGACUCCUCCUGUGCUUCACAAGCCUUAGCCAGAGAGACAUCUUGGAAAAUACAGAUAAAUGAUCAAAAAAAGAAGCUCAUGGAAAACAUUUUGCUGUAUGAAGAAGACAAGUUAAACAGUUCUGAACUUUUUGAAUCAUAAAUUGGCUGGAUUUAUUAGCAGUGGCCAGCUUAAAAGAAGAAAUAAGGACUGUCUCUUCAUUAGAAAGAUGGUAAAAAUAUGCUUUUAAUGUAAGAUUAAGUAGCAGAUUUGGAUCAAAAACAUCAGCCCUGAGUGAAGGAAACAAGUGAUCACACAGAGAAGCAGCAGAAAAGCAGAUUAAAGAACAGUGCCACUCUGCACACAGAAAUUCCUUCUGCCUUUUCAUCUGAAAUGUGAAAAGGAAUGGCAAACGCAAACAAGUGCCAAGAUAGUUUACAAUCCUUUUGCAGUGUUUCAGAAAACAUCUCCAGAUAAUGUUUGUCUCAUUAAGCCACAGUCCCAGGAGUUACAGAGCAAGCACUGACCAGCAGCCAGCCAGCAAUGCCCUAUGUUGUUAUCCCCCUGCAUACAGCAAACAGGAAUCCUUGGAGCCAUGGGGGAAGUUUUCCAGUGAAUCUCUCCUAUUCCAUCUGAUCUUAGCGCACAUACUCAGAACACUGCAUUACCAGAGAGGGGGAUUCUCAUGCAAGUUCUCAGAUGUGCUGUACACAGCUUCAUCCCAGCUGGAACUGCACUGAGCACAGAGGCAGGUAAAUGACUUCAGCCACGUUCCUCUGCUCUGGGAGCGCCUCCUACACGCAGGUGACACCACGUGAGACCAGCCUUUCAGGUCACUGUCAGCACCUCUGAGACGGUUGUUUAAUUCUUGAACCUCUGUUUAAUUCUUCAGAGGAAUGCUUUUGGGAAUUAUUUUUUUCUAAGUGUCCUUUAUAUGUUGUUAAGGUUUCUCGUUGUGUUUCACAUUAUACUGUUGUAUAUUAAAAUGUCUUUAAUUUUGUUAUAGGACACUUGAAAUAUAAUUUGUUGUAUUUAUUUUGGCAAUGGGUCAAAGAUAAGCUAGUAAUGGGACCUGCUGAUGGUUCCACACUCACCAUGUGUUCUCAGAGGAGUCCUUGUGGGUAUCCCUUGGCUCUCCCAGCAGUGGCACCUCGGGCUCAGCCUCGGGGAUCACGUGCAAGAGAAAAAAUAGAAGCUUGCAUGCUGGUGUAUUUAUGAUCAAGUGAAAGGCCCCUUAAGCAAGUGUCACUUUUAUUUUUAUGAUAUUUAUUAUUUGUGCUGUUGCUAGCAUAUUCCACUCACAUGCAGGCUAGGGAAAUACUGAUUUAUUAUAAACCAAAAGAACUAUCAAAGCAUGUAGCCCAGCUUGCAGACAGGAGACUGCUGCCUCCUGAGCACAGGGACUAGGGCAUGAUGUGCAGAAAUGGCUACAAUUCACAGUGCAAUUCAGAGAAUAUUUUAAAAAAUUAUACAUUAACUAUAUGUAAUUAUUCUCAUUGGAAUUCUAUAACAGUAUAUUUUCCUGGCUUUACAUGAGGGCCUCAUACCUUCUAUUUUUGUAGAGUACCUUGUUCAUUUUAUGUAUGAGUAUGAGCAAGUAAAAGUAUUUUAACUAGAGUAUUAAAAUCAUACUUAUCAAAUUUCUACAGUAAAAACUGGUAAAAUCCCUUAAUUAUAAGUGCCUUGGAUACUGUCUAUGUGUUUGCCAGUGUGAGAUUUUUUUUUUAAUUUUACCAGAAUCAAAUCAAGACAACAUUAAUACUGAUGUAAGAAACAUUGAAUAGACUCAGAUUGGUCAAUAACCGCUGAAUUCUAUAUAUUUGAGAUACUUUAUGCUGCUGAAAAUGUAAUAUUCCUUGUUUUUCAUGGGUACAUUCUGGGAAUCCAUGGUAGAAGCCUCGGGCCUCCUUCAGGAAGGAAUGCCCGUGGACACACCACAGAGCUGAAUGGGAAACCCGAGAGUUUUAAACUGAGAAACCUACACAGCUCUGUUUCACAAAAGUGCUUUAGAGGUUUUGUUCUCUUGUAGUCAUCUACUUUGUUAUUCUUUGCCUUGUUCCAUGCUAAUUUUUAAAUAUUCUGAGGUGAUAUACAGGGUCUUGUAGAGUUACACAAGUAUUUAAUGUAACAUAUAUGACAGUGCAUGGUCUUACAUUCAUACAGUUACAUAACUUGGCUAUUCAGAGGCAAGUUUGUACAUUACUAUUUGCUAAUAGCAUUGUGAAUAAAAAAAUGAAAA